UCUUUGAAACCUUAUGUACGGCAAACGUUACAUUUUGCACGGUAAGAACUAUGAAUCGCCAUCUGGUUUGAAAUGGUUUAGGGCUCUUGGCGGGCGGGAAGCGAUGGACUGCCCCGUUUGCGGGUGCGCGGUGGACGAUGGCGAUCUCGAUCGGCAUGUGAAUGAGCACCUGGAUCAGGAGCAGAUCGAGAGGGACGAGGAGUUUGCCCGAGCGCAAGACCGCUUGUUUAAUAGUGUGGUAGAAUGGGAGAGCUCAUUGUUUUCCUUGAAUGCUCGUCAGUCGGUACACUUUGAGCUCGUCGAGAAUCCUCUAGAUACCGGUAGCAGUAGCCAGCAGGAGCAGCAACAGCAGGAACAGUUCUUUGCUGCUCGUCCAUCCAGCUCUCGAGAUGGUUGUCCGUGGGAGAUUCCGGCAGUCAUAGCUUCGCAGGAAAGAGAUAGUUUUGUUCCGGUUGAAGAAGGCUUCAUCGAUCUUCUCCGCAAGUGCGUGGUGGCCGAGCAGCAAAGGCCCUCGGCCUACGCACUUACGAGUUUCAUCGAUCAUUAUCAGAGCACUAGCCAUGAUCUGGGAUGGGGCUGCGGGUGGCGGAACAUACAGAUGCUUAGCUCUUAUCUCCUCGCGAGAGAUGAAGCCUACAGGAAAGCUUUGUUUGGAGGAGCCGGGUUUGUGCCGACGAUAGCAGCUCUGCAGCAGUGGCUCGAGAUCGCCUGGUCGAAAGGAUUCGACUCGGAUGGAGCCGAGCACUUCAACGGUGCCAUAUACGGUUCGCAGAAAUGGAUUGGAACGACAGAGUGUGCUGCGCUGCUGAGACUGUUUGGAGUUCGUGCUAGAAUCGUCGACUUCAAGGCACUGACGAGAACGACCGGUGGUAAAGUUCCAUCCAAGAGGGUUGCGAAGAGAGCCGGGCCAAGGCAGCAAAACGACUCCGAGAGAGGUAUAGUUCAGCACUGGAACGCUCACUGUGAUUCUUGCGGGAUGUAUCCGAUUCGUGGUCCGAGGUUCUCGAGCAGCAAGCAACAGGAUUGUGAUCUCUGCUUCGUGUGCUUUAAAAAUCAGCCAGGACGGUCGCAUGAGUUUGAGAGGAUUGAAAAGCCAUCGCCGAAGGCUUGUGGGGGUGACUUCGAGGAUUAUAAUCACCAGCGGCUUGUGGACUGGGUGUGGAACUAUUACACGGAGGAGGACAGGGACCAUGUAGAGAAUCGCCAGCCGCUGGUUAUCAUCUCCAGACGACCGCCUCUUUACUUUCAGCAUCAGGGGCAUUCUAGGACAAUUGUGGGGAUUCAAAGAAGAAGGAAGCUAGGCGGGCCGGAAGAAGCGUUCCUUUUAGUUUUUGAUCCAUCACAGCGGACAGAAGAACUCGUGAAAGCUUUACGAGCGAAAACUGGAUGGCAAAAGCUUAUAAAACGUGGAGUUCAUACGCUCAAGAGAGCAGCUUAUCAGGUUUGUCAUAUUGAUCCAGGCAUUGCGCAAGGCAAAGAGCUCGAAAACUUGAAGAACUUGUCAAGCACAAGUUAUUUGUAUUAGAACAAGUUUUGAUCCAACGAUUCUAGAAUCCAACGGUCAUGAUUUUCGUGGA
Molecule: messenger RNA, 1577 nt
Organism: Selaginella moellendorffii
Lineage: Eukaryota; Viridiplantae; Streptophyta; Lycopodiopsida; Selaginellales; Selaginellaceae
Product: zinc finger with UFM1-specific peptidase domain protein
Exons: 7
Coding region: 14-1525 (503 amino acids)
Molecular function (GO): zinc ion binding
Source: RefSeq, a predicted model, not a curated record